UCAUUUUUCUGUCUUUCAAUAACAAAACACCUUCAUUAGAACCCUAAUCAACAAGGAGAAGAAGAAGCCAUGCCAAGCAGUGGGAUCCCAGAAGAGUUAUACCAUGAAAUCUUGAUCAGAUUACCAGUAAAAUCCAUGCUCAAAUGCUUUAUGAUACCUGGGAUGGUUGUUAUUGUGGUGGUAAGGUGGCGGACUUCUUGUGUGUUUGGAACCCAGCCACCAGGGAAUACAAGAAGAUACCUCACAGUCCUAACUCACCAAAUGCAUUUCUUCAAGGGGAUGUCUGCAUACAUGGUCUAUCGUAUUAUGGUAAGAAUGAAGAUUACAAGUUUGUAAUUGGGGCAUGUUCUGAUAAAAGUGGGUUGACUACUUUAGUGGAAGUCUUUUCGGUAAGAUCAAAUUCAUGGAAAACUAUCGAAACACCUUAUAGGUUUACUUAUGAUGAGCAGAAAUCUGGGGUACUUAUUAAUGGGGAUCUUCAUUGGUUAGCCAAAACGGAACAUGGAGUUUGCAUAGUCUAUUUGGAUAGCAGCAGUGAUUUUCCAUCAUUCAAAGAGAUUCAACUACCUAGAAUACCCAAUUUGGAGUUUGUUAGUGUUGGAGUGUUGGAAGAGGGACGCCUCUGCGUAGUUGUUGAUAAUGGUGGUCAUGUUGGUCUUGGUCGUGUUGAAGUAUGGGAAUUGAAGGUUUACGGAGUUCCAGAGUCUUGGACUAAACGUCAUGUUAUCUCCAAUGAGACAAUAACUCAGGCAGUUGUGAAUAAAACAUUCGCGUUCAAAAGCUCUGUCAUGAAGAUCAUUUGGUCUUUUAAGAAUGGGAACAUCGUAUUCUUGUGUUCGGAUGAUGUGGUAUUAUAUGAUCCAAAGCAUGGAACUGCUAUUGAAAGAAAUUUGGAAAGGUUUGCGGCUUUUGAUUCAGAAGUCAACUAUGUAGAAAGCUUAGUUUCAAUCCAUACUCUUAAGUGGGGGACAGAACUAUUAGAGGAAUCAACUGAAGACGAAUCAACUGAAGAUGAAUUAACUGAAGACGAAUCAACCUAAGUCGAAUCAACUGAAGACGAAGCAUAAUAAGAAUAAAAAAAAGAACAUAAGACUGUGUUACUAGUCCUUGUAAUGUAAUUGAAUUCAUGUCCAUGGUCUUUACUUUGGGAACUAAGUCAUGGAGAACGAUAGUUACUAGCACUGCUAAAUGUCACCACCACCAGGUAGUUCUUCAUUUCCUAGUCGAAUGGUAACAAAGGUUUUGAGAAGUUCUCAUAGACAAGUCUUAGAGCGGGUCAUCUGUUUCAGAGGAUAACUAAUACAUUGAAAUGUUGCUCUCGAUUAACAUCCACAACGAGAAGAUUCAGUCCAUUCGAUUCCCAGCUGAUUGUACGCUAUCCCUGGUGAAUGAGCAUCAAUUUAUUGAAGUUCAUCAGCACCUUCUGGAGUUUAAAGGAUACCCGUGUGUCGCACAUUCUGAAAAGAUAAUGGUAAGCAACAGGUAUUGUCACCUUUGCCCGUCAUAAAUGCAAUGAUCAGAGGACAUUUUGCCUUUGUUGUUUUAAGGAUCAUCUAUGUAUAUUGAAGGACAAGGUCAAACAAGUAUGGGAAAAGAGGGAGACUUUCGAGGAGGGUUUACUCUGGCACUACUAUUGCCACUAGUUCUACUACUACCACCGCUCCUACACGUAUGCUGAGUUUCUCCCAUCAGAUGUUAUUGUAUUGGUUUGAUGGAGACGUUCUUAUUUUACAAUUUACAGAUGAAACAUCUUAAGGUAGUAAAGUGCUCCAGCUCUUGCAAUAAGCGAAAUCGUGGCGUUUUCAAACUUAGGAUGAAGAGAAUCUCCGCAGGGCGCAAUAUUGAUCAGGAGGAUAAUUCCUAUUGUCAGGACAUGGAUUAUCAGCUGCAUGCUCAAGUGGAAAACAUCCUUUCUCUGAAAACCUUCAUUCCAGAAGAAGAAACUAAACUAGUAAGUUCAAAGGUUUGGUUGAUUUGUAGCAGUCCAUUAAAAAUAAGCUACAUGCAGGAGUUGUGUUUACGGGAAGAACUAGAGGAACAGAUAAAUAUAUUGCCUCCUUUAGUUAGUUUGUCCCGUUAUUUGAUUUCAGUAAUGGUGACCAAUAUUUACUAUUCAUGUUUUCAUUUGUUUCUUGGUGAUUAUUACUUAGAAUGAAUAGACAAUGUGUUUACUACUAUGCUCAGAAAGGUUUUGAAUUCUCCACCUUACUGGACGCUACUUUUUCUGGCAUCUCACAUAAAAUUCCUGCCUUCAAAUUUAAAGCCGAAAAAAAUAUAUAGGAAAUGUGUUUAUUCACAAACUUAUUAGUUGUCUUAGGAACUGAUAGUAUCCCAGUCAAAUUUUAAAUGGAGGAAUCACAUUUCAGUUAGGUUAUUCCGUACCUCUAAUGUCCGUUGUGUUUCUAUCUAAACAAGUUGGUGUUGUCGUGGCAGGAUGCCUAAAUUUAGGCUGCUCAGUUACUUUUUGCAGUUCUAUGUUAUUCAGUAAAACCAGUAGUUUGUUAUUGUAGCCAUUUGAUGGAUAUGAGUCCUAAAUUAUGAUUGUAUGACCAUUUCGCUUGUAUAUAUUCUUAAUGACUCAAAAAUGAGUCAUAUAUGCGGUUAAGAUGUAUUACCAUCCAAGUUCAUUGAGAAACUAGAUUUCACAAGUGCUAUAAAUGACAAUGAUCUGUCAGUAGUUAGGAAUAUGAUGCUGAUUAGUUUCAAAUUCGGAUCGCUGGUAUCAAUUUCCUGGAGGGUGUCAAAGACCCCUUCACAAGCUGAUGUUUUUAAGUUUUGUAUGGGAACUGAAGAAGGCAUAUCUCUGGAAGUCGAAUGGCUUUACUCUGAGUCAGAGGCAAAGCACACGUCUGCUAAUUUCAUUAAUGCAAUCAGUUUAUGUGCUUUUUGGCUGAUGCGUUGUCUUGAGAGUUCUGUUCUGCUCUCAAAUUGCCGACUUUAAAGGUGGAGCUUUUAAGUGAACAAGCAUCGUCUGUGGAUAGGCAUUGUAACGGCGGUGGUAUGCUGGUCGUGGAGGUGUAUCUAGGAACACAGAUUACCAUUAGUUAGUUUCCGAAUUACUCUUCUGCUUCAUGGCAAGAUUUGAAGGUAAACAAUGUAUUUGGCGCGGGUAUCACCUCUAAAGAUUUGCAAGGACCUUCUACAACAAAAGGGAAAUUUAGCAAGUAUUAGAGAUAUUAAGAUUUAAGUGUUUUCUUUUGGCGGAAUUAAACGCAAAGAUGGUAACAUGGUAAUAUCGUUAUGGGAAUCUUUCUCGCCCUCUUUGCUAAGGCAUGAAGUACUGGUGUUUGAUGUUUUCCGGUUGUAUUUUAUUGGGUUGAGCCUUUGAAGUGCCUCAUUUUAUAAUAAAUAUCGUUCAAUUA
Messenger RNA from Papaver somniferum (opium poppy), 3362 nucleotides. RefSeq names its product F-box protein At4g22390-like. The record is from RefSeq and is a predicted model, not a curated record. The coding region runs from base 144 to 1040 and encodes 298 amino acids. Lineage: Eukaryota; Viridiplantae; Streptophyta; Magnoliopsida; Ranunculales; Papaveraceae. The transcript has 4 exons.